ACACACGCGCCAAUAAUUCAGUAAAAAGUGUUUACGCUUUAAGCUAGCGGAAAAGAAAAGGUCACCCCGUUGAAAAUAUGCGGCGCCACCACCAUCCGAGGCGGCGGCAGUUAUCUUCGGACUCCGAUAUCGAUUUCAGAGGAGACGAUGACGACGACGAUGAAGACGAAGAUGAGGAGGAAGUGGAGGAAGGAUCCUCUGCGGCGCGGCGGCGGCGUCGGAUAAAGAUGAAGUGCCUUUCCUGCAAGGAGGACUACGGCGAUAACGACGCCGGCACCUGCCGCGAGUGCUACGAGGAGGCCGGCGAGACGGAAGAGGAGCUCAAGCGCGAGAUCGACGAUCUCAAGUCUAAAGUCAACUUCCUUCGCCUCCUAUCCGUAGGGCCUGGCCCUGUUGGCCCUAAUUGCAUCACCAGACCUAACACCCCCUGCUUCUCCGACGUCGUUUUGGUGGCUUCCGGCUCCAAGGAUUCCGAUGGCUCUCAGUGCAUUUCGCCUUCUAUUCCGGCCCACCGUGCUGUAUUGACGAGCCGAUCGCCAGUUUUCAGGGCCAUGCUCGAAACCGAAAUGGAAGAAACCCUAAGUGGGACCAUCAAAAUCGGUGAUGUUUCCUACGACGCACUUCGCGCAUUUGUUAACUAUAUGUACACAGCGGAAGCUUGCCUAGACGAACACAUGGCAUGUGAUCUCUUAGUGUUGGCUGAAAGAUACCAAGUGAAGCAUCUCAAAACCUACUGUGAAAAGUACCUCAUGUCGAAACUGAACUGGGAGAAUUCGCUCCCGUAUUACGCUUUUGCCCACCAGCACGGUGCAAAGAGCUUGCUUGAGGCAGCUUUGUCUUUGAUAAUGGACAAUAUGGACAAGCUGAGUAAGCAAGAAGAGUAUAUGGAACUCGUGGAGAAGGACCCUCGUGUAGUGGUGGAGAUUUACGAAGCUUAUUUGUCCAAACAAGUCAACACUGCUGCUGCAAGUAAAGAUCCAAGUGCAAAAGCCUAGGUUACUCAAUGGAGGGGUUUUCAUGUCAGUUUCGAACAGUAUCUUUGCCUGGAUUCGUAAAGGUUAUGUCUUUAUGCUUUUGUGGCUGAGAAUAAUAACGUUUGUAUGGGUAAAGACAACUUGGUUAGGUGUCGAUUUUCGGUUUGUGAAAAUGUGUUACGAUUUGUAGUCGUGUCUAAGGUCAUCGAUCAAUGGUUAGUCUCUUUGCAGCAUGUAUUCAAAUAAACUUCGAUUAAUAGAUGCUACACUUGGUGAAA
Messenger RNA from Erythranthe guttata (spotted monkey flower), 1252 nucleotides. RefSeq names its product BTB/POZ domain-containing protein At4g08455. The record is from RefSeq and is a predicted model, not a curated record. Gene Ontology annotation, molecular function: protein binding. Lineage: Eukaryota; Viridiplantae; Streptophyta; Magnoliopsida; Lamiales; Phrymaceae.